GUUACUAUGGCUGGUGAUGAAGAAGGUAGUUCAAGUGUUGAAAACAAAGAAGUGGAAGGUAAAGGGUGCAGACAGAAGCGCCCGGCGCAGACAUUGUUGAGCCCAUUUACAGAUCCUUUGAGGAAGAAGAGGACGAUGACUGUGUCGGCUGCGACUGCAACCCCGCCAUGUUUUGAUCCAUCCAAAUCCUUGCCCAUUGAAGAUGUGAAGGCAGUAAUACAGUUUUGCAGUGCCUGGAAAAGCGAUAUCAGUGCGGAGGUGCAGCUGGAAUCAUUUUCAGUGGGCGCUGAUUUUUUCUACAGACUUGUCGAUGAAACCGAAUGGAUGAGCUCAAGGCACCUGGACAUGGCAACCUUUCUUAUCCGCAAAAGGCAACUAUCUCAUCCGUUGGUUUUUGGAACGGACUGGACAACGGCAGAUUGUUGCUUGCAGCAAUUUCUAGAGCCGUUCAAACCGACGGCCAGGAAACGUGGAUCGAAGAAGGCUGCUAGUUCAAACACCGUUGACCUUCCAGCCAGCAAGGUGAAGAAUUUACAUCACUUUGUGCGUGGUACGUGGCAACACGGCUAUGCCCAAGCUUGGACAAAAGUCCGGAAGGUGUAUUUUCCAUAUAAUCUGAAAGGGUCUCAUUGGGUUGCAAUCGAACUUGAUUUCGUAAGACAUACUGCAACCGUGUAUGACUCCUAUAUUGAUUAUACGAAACGUUCAAAGCUGGUUACGCUUCUGCACCCUAUUAGCGAUACGCUGGCACGAGUGCUGUUCGAUAUGCAUUUUUAUGAUGCUUCUGAGGUUGAAGAGGUGAAGCAAAAGGGGCUGACGAUGUCGAUGUAUACGCCAUUCUCAGUGUGCAGCAUUGCAGAUGUGCCACAACAACGAGAUGGUGCGUCUUGCGGAAUCUUGACCGUCAAAAUCAUCGAGCAUCUCAGUGCUGGGAUGUCGGUAGAUAAAGUUGACCCUUUGAAGAUCAAAUAUUACCGACUCAAGCUUGCAAUUGAGGGUUUAAGGGGGGAGGCAUAUUUAUGAGGGUCUGCGGGAAUGGAUAUUCAAAAGUACAUAAAGGUUGAGAAGGUCCCUGGUGGCCAGUUGGAAGAUUCAGUGGUUCGCAAAGGAGUAAUGAAUAACAAAGAUGUUAUUGCACCUGGAAAAAUGAGAAGAAAGAUUUUCAACCAACGCAUCAUUCUUCUUGAUUGGCCGCUCGAAUAUAAGAAAGGCGAGAACCAAACAAAUGCUGAGUUGCUUAAAGAAGAAGAUUGGGGAGUCCUGCUACAAUUGGAAGAAGAAUACAUCGAGAGGCUAUGUGUGCAAAUAUUGAAGUUUAAACCAGAUGUGGUUAUCACAGAAAAGGGGCUUAGUGACUUGGCAUGCCAUUAUUUUAGCAAGGCCGGCGUCAGUGGAAUGAGGAGGUUGCGGAAAACAGAUAAUAACCGAAUUGCCAAGGCUUGUGGGGCUGUAAUUGUUAACAGACCAGAUGAAUUGCAACAGUCUGAUGUUGGUACACGCGCUGGGAUAUUUGAGGUUAAGAAAAUUGGUGAUGAGUUUUUUGCAUUCAUUGUUGAUUGCAAAGAGCCUAAAGCAUGUACUAUACUCUUGAGAGGUCCUAGUAAGGAUCUGUUAAAUGAAGUGGAAAGGAAUUUGUACGAUGCCAUGUCUGUAGCAAGAAACAUCCUCAAGAAUCCGAAACUUGGUCCUGGUGGUGGUGCUACACAGUUAACUGUAUCUGCUACAUUGAAGCAAAAGAGUUCAUCUGUGGAAGGUAUAGAAAAGGUAAAAGCUCCUUUCCUCAUCCAAAAGUUUGGUAUUUGUUGUGUAAAACUCAUGGAUUGGCUUUGA
Messenger RNA from Prunus persica (peach), 1830 nucleotides. Its product is annotated as T-complex protein 1 subunit gamma-like. Gene Ontology annotation, cellular component: chaperonin-containing T-complex. The transcript is spliced from 7 exons. The coding region runs from base 1036 to 1830 and encodes 264 amino acids. Gene Ontology annotation, molecular function: ATP-dependent protein folding chaperone; ATP binding. Gene Ontology annotation, biological process: protein folding. The record is from RefSeq and is a predicted model, not a curated record. Lineage: Eukaryota; Viridiplantae; Streptophyta; Magnoliopsida; Rosales; Rosaceae.